CGGCGAGCAGGUGCCGAGGCCACCACGGGCCCGGCAAAGGCACGCCGAGGGCCCCUCAGAGCCACCAGCCAGGAGGACCCGGGAGUCCCCGAUACCACGACGGGCAGGCAGUGCCCGUUCCUGCCGGAGCUGCCAGAGCCCAAAAGCCUAACCUUUGGGGGACUGGUGGGGACCUUGCCAGCCAGCAUGUGCCCGGCCACCACCGAGGUCAGGCCCCGGCCAUCUGCGGAGCCCAAAGAGAUGCCCACACCCAAGCCUGUGGGCUCAGGGGAGCUCCCCAUGGGCACCUCAUCUUCCUCGUGCCCGGCCUUUGGCUUUCCUGCCAGCUUCUCGGAGGCUGAGGGUUUUAGCAAGGCCCCUACACCCAUCCUGACCCCCGAGGCGGGCCUUGGGAGCAGUUACCAGUGCCGGCUGCAGGCCCUGAAUUUUUGCAUGGGCACCGACCCUGGCCUGGAGCACCUCUUGGCCUCAGCAGCGCCCUCCCCGGCGCCUCCCACCCCUCCCGCUUCACUGCGGGCCCCGCUGCCCCUGACAGCCGACCCCAAGGAGCCCUGGGCUGCAGGCAGCUUCCCUGUCCAGGGAGGCUCUGGCUUCCCGUUGGGGCUGACCCCCUGCCUAUACCGGACACCAGGAAUGUUCUUCUUUGAGUGAAGCCGGCCUGGCCUUGGGCAGUCCCUGCCACUCCACCCUCCAGGCUGAGCCUGGCUGUAGGAUCGGGGAGCUCUCAAAGGACCCAGGGCUGACAACUGCGACAGGAAGCCAAGAUGGGAAUGUGAACACUCAAUCCGCCCCCAGGACCUCCGGACAGACUGGGGGGAGGGGAAGCAGAGCCCCCGUGAGGUGUCCUCUGUGGCUCUCAGCCAAUAAAGCCAGUGU
This is a messenger RNA of Myotis davidii, 876 nucleotides long. It is a transcript of the gene FOXS1, whose product is annotated as forkhead box S1. The annotation marks the transcript as partial. The transcript has a single exon. The record is from RefSeq and is a predicted model, not a curated record. Lineage: Eukaryota; Metazoa; Chordata; Mammalia; Chiroptera; Vespertilionidae.